Messenger RNA from Aspergillus steynii IBT 23096, 459 nucleotides. RefSeq lists its product as uncharacterized. The coding region runs from base 1 to 459 and encodes 152 amino acids. The transcript is spliced from 3 exons. NCBI's taxonomy places the organism in Eukaryota, Fungi, Ascomycota, Eurotiomycetes, Eurotiales, Aspergillaceae. The record is from RefSeq and is a predicted model, not a curated record.
AUGGCGACUCCAGCCCCCAAGGACCAGCUUCCUGUCGAUGCAGAAGAAUGGAAUCACGAAGCAGAGCAAGCUGGAACUACAUUGCGCUCGUUGAGAUCAUGCCGAGAACUCAUGUCUGGCUCAAAAGUCACCAAAGAGCAGUAUCUACUCUUCCGGGUUAUUUGCAAAAGGCCAAGUCGUUCUUUUGAGUCGGGCCGCUUUGGGUUGACUGCCUUGAUGCAGCAGGCGGAUCCGGUCACAAGCUCCCCGGGAUUGCAGAAAUAUCUCGAGUCGCCUAUCGGAACCAACAAGAGCUCAUCCAUCGAGGCAACAAGGCAAUCCAUCGAGCGAGCCGGUGGUCAAUACCGCCCUAAUCACGUUCCUGCCGAGCUUGUGGCCUGGAUUAAAGAGCGACCGGACCCCAGUGGUAGUCCCCCAGCCUGGCGUCCACUCGUCUCUCAGGAUGGCGUUGAGCUGUAA